Cryphonectria parasitica EP155 is the source of this 2688-nucleotide messenger RNA. It is a transcript of the gene Mbd4, whose product is annotated as putative Mbd4, methyl-CpG binding domain protein 4. The transcript has a single exon. The record is from RefSeq and is a predicted model, not a curated record. Bases 1 to 2688 code for a protein of 895 amino acids. Gene Ontology annotation, cellular component: nucleus. Gene Ontology annotation, molecular function: DNA binding. NCBI's taxonomy places the organism in Eukaryota, Fungi, Ascomycota, Sordariomycetes, Diaporthales, Cryphonectriaceae.
AUGUCACCCAGCAAUCGCGAUCCCGAUGCCGACAUCGAAGAGCCGCCUCGUGAGAAGCGAAGAAGCAGGAAGGACAAAGGAGACAAGACAGACAAGGACCGCGACCGAGAGUCACGGCGCCACCACAAGCACCGGACGUCAAACCCCGUCAUAAGCACUGGCUCUUACGUUUCCCAGUCCAGCUCUGUUCGCCGCCACAAGACCAGGGACUUCUCUGGGUCCAAGAGCCGUCUAGAAGAGUCAGACUCUAUGACAGACCUCGUCCCCGAGCUGAACCGCAGUAGGGAGCGUGUCAGCAUACCCUAUCCGAGUUUCAGCAAGGCACACAGCAGGGAGGCUGUCGGCCUCGGGAGCAAGGAGGAUGUCUCCUCCACCACGUCGGCAGCGGCUGCUGGUGGAAGAGGCACCGGUACAGGGCCGCCGACACCAGAGGCAACUGACAUCGGGGCCGACGAGAUAAAACGAUCCAGGUCGGCCGAUUUUACCGCUAGGAGGGGGUCUUCACGCAAGAGCAACCGUCCGCCGAGCCCACCCGAAACCAAUCUCGAGGAGAAGCGGACGAGAGCCGGCUCGCUGAGGGAGAAGGAGAGCGACAGGCCACGCUCACGAACCUCGGCGGGCUCGAGGCCGACUUCGAGAACAGAUGACAGGUCCAAGGUCUCUCUGAAAUCCAGGACGUCAAGCCAGGCGACAUUCGUCAAGUCACCCACUGCCAAUGCACCACCCUACACCGAGCCGGGAGACGAGGACACACUCGCGAGCGCACGUGGGUCAAGAACAACGGCCAGGACGACCACCUCCAAGAGAUCAGUGUCCGGACAGACAUUAAGGCCGCCAGAGCCCGUCGAGAUUGUCGAUGACUCUCCCGAGUCCGCCCAGGACUCGUCCUCCCCGAAGACGCCUACGAUAGCGACUCCCCAGUUUCCUCCCCCACCCGCGUUCCAUGACGAGAAGCACGGCAUACCACACCACAUCCGAUUCGAACCACCUCAGCCAGUACGAACGCCAGCAACAGACUUCAGCACUGCAACGUCUGCUGCUGCUGCGGCAGCCCCGCCGCCGCCGCCGCCGCCUCCGCCUCUCACCAUCCAGGAAGCCCCCAGGGUCGACUAUCUCAUGCAGAACGGCGGAUUACCGAACAUUGUGCCCAAGAACUUCCUGGCAGUCCUUCCCAGGCAGACUGGGACGAGGCCCUCUAACCCGCCUUUGCGUGGGGCAGAUGUUCUGUUUGCGCCCUUCUAUAACCUGUUGGACAACUACCAGACAGUGCUGAACAAUUCAGGCUCGAUUGCCGUCGCCACAGGACAUCGGACGGUGGCCAGGAGGCUACUUGAUCGGCUGGAGAACGUCUUCAAUAGAGAUCUUCCCGAGGAGGGUUGCAGUUGCAUCAUGUGCGAACGGUCACCAGAGCCGCAUCGGGGCUUAGGCUGGGGUGAGGUCUUGGAGCGUGUCAGUGGUCGGGUUGAGAUACCCUCGUGGCCGCCAUUCGACAUUGGUAUCCUUGGCGUGAAAGCUCGCGAAGACAGGGAUGAUCUUCCAGCACGACCCUCAUCCCCGGUGAAGAUGGAUCCCGACAUAGCGGAAGAAUUCAGAGAGCACUACCUUCAGCAGUCCAAGAAGGUAAAGAUGGCCGUGGAUAAGUGGCUGACAAGCUGCGCGGAAGCUCCAGCGCCACCGCCACAAGAGGUUGACGAUGAGACGUUGACCUUUGCAAUUCUCACAAGUCUCGACCAGGAGGACCGUCCCUUCUUCAACGCUCUCCUCACGGGCUCCAGGGAGCUUCAACCAGCCCUUCGCGCCCCCACGCCACUACGCAAACCUCGAGCUGAUUUCGUCAUCAAGUCUGGCCUGGCCUUGCAACGCCUAUAUCGCCUCUCCCAGGCACCACGCGAUGCCGAGGUUGUCUGCUAUCUGGUAAAGUAUCCCCAGAUGCACGACCUGCUUAGCACUAUAUGCGACAUCAACCCGCCUGAAUGGGAAAUUCUCAUCUCUGGCCGCUUCGACGGCUUUCUCUGGUCCGGCGCUGAGGACGAUGAGGCUGCCACGCCCACAGGCGGACCAUCGCGUGGCUCGACACCAAACUUUUUCGCCCGGCCGCCGUCACGCGGUGCGGCUAUGAGCCCCAACAACAUCGCCCGCCAUACGCCUGCUCUCGGCAUCGGCUCUCGCAACGCGACUCCCUUCAGCCGCGGCGCGACCCCCGCCUCCUUUGUAAGCGGCGCGUCCUCUACUUAUCCGGGCCGCCAUCCCGUCUCCAACGAUGAGGAGUCCGAGAUUGCGGUUCUUGCCGAACUGGAGCGUGAGAUCUAUUUAGGCAUGGAGGCGUUGGAGGACGCCUUCGAGGGCCUACAUCAGCGCGCGGAAAUGGUCCGCACAGCACUGCGGCAGCGUGGAGCAGGUCUCUCAAUGAACCUACAGCACCGUCGUGGGUAUGGGUUCGGCGAGGCGGGUGGUGUUCAGGUACUGCCGCAGAGCGGCGGGUCUGCUUCGGGCCUGGACCGGCCAGCGUGGGCGGAUGAGUCGGAAAGCCUGGCGAGCGAGAGUGAUGACUGGGGUAUGGGCGACGAGUUCGAGCUGCGCCCGGACGACAGCGCGAGUAACAUCAGUAGUUCCAGGCAGAGGAGGCCCAGGAGGAGGGAUGAGAGGAGGACAACGCCGGCACCGAUUCGGGAAGAGGAUGAAGGGUGA